Molecule: messenger RNA, 2667 nt
Organism: Penicillium psychrosexuale
Lineage: Eukaryota; Fungi; Ascomycota; Eurotiomycetes; Eurotiales; Aspergillaceae
Exons: 2
Coding region: 1-2667 (888 amino acids)
Source: RefSeq, a predicted model, not a curated record
AUGGAGCAACACGACUUACUAUUCAUUGUCGAUGCGUCAAGCCAUGAAAACUGCUAUCUACAAUCGCUGAACAUCUCUCUCCCUCAAAUAAUUUCGAUUUCCGAUCAAAAGGGCUACUUUUCACGAAUCGGGGUUCUCAUAUACCGCGACUACGAAUACAAUAGGGUCACCGAAUGGUCAGGAUGGUGGAGUCAAGGGCAACAUGAACCUUCGCAAGAGCAACAACCCGACCUAAUCGCUUUCGUUAAAAGAUUCUACAUAACUAGGGAACGCAAGUGCCAUACGGCCGUCAAGACAGCUCUUGCAAAAGCCUGCGAAAUUAUGCGCGCGAAUGCGAAAACACUGAUAUUUCUUUACGCUGAGAGACGCCCUGAUCUACAUCAGUAUCCCACGUCAAUGGAGAAAACUGCCCUGCUGGCCCCGGGAUCCUACUCCAAAUAUGGUCCCGCAUGUGUGGAUUGGGUGUCAGCAUGUAAUACCCUUCGAGAUGGGCCGAAACAAGCACAGGUCUUUUCUAUCCUUAAUGAACUUGUGACGGAAGGGAAUGCUGCCUGGUACACCUAUCUGUCUACCAGGACAGAUGGGACUUGUGUGCAAGUGAAAAGUUACUUUCCGAAGGACAUUGCUAAGGUGACUAUUAAUCUGCUUCUAGCAUGGAUGGGAGUGGAGAAAGCUCCUUUCUCCAUCGACGAAGACCAAGAAGAGGAUUUUUCUGCAGAGCUGUUACGCUAUAUCUCGGUCAGCGAAAUUGAGUGUCUUGACAAUGAAAAGGGUAUGAGCACCCAUCCAUAUUUCUGGGCCAUUGUAAGGUGGAUAGAUCGCAAUGAGAACAUCACCAGGGUGAAGUUGACUGGGAAUGUCAUGAAAGAAUGUGUUCCCAGAAAGACAGCCCCUAUGCCAGACUUUGCUGAAGAGAUCGCAUCUCUCAUCAACAGUGUUCCUGACACAGAAAUGUAUCCUUGCGUCUUCCUUGACCCGACACUGAGCUUUGCCAGCAUAAAUUAUGGCGCAGAAGAGAGGAGGAAGAGAGACAUCUCAGAUCUGACUCGAUCUGAGCUUUUGCAAAUUGGCCGAUCUUGCAACCCCGAUGUCCUUCGGCGGUAUGGUGCUAUCCUGACCAGAUUGACUAUCGUGUCAUCGGCGCGUGAUAUGCCUGACCAUAUAUCCAAUACUAAUUCCGAUCAUGUGCCCAAGAUUCCAUUGGUACUGUCCUUCUCCACACCAUUGAACCGGGAACGAAACUGCCCUCGAUCUGCUGCUCUUCUCGCUACCCUCAGUCUGCGUAUGGGGAUUGUGCCUCUUUUAAAAGCAGCAGAGCAGGAGAUGCUCGCAUUCAAAGAUAAAUGGAAUGACCUUUUGACGCCGCAGACAUGGAAUCUCGGAUGCUUGACACUUCUCAUCGACGCCGAUGAAGCACACCAGAGACAUCUAGAUAUGGAUCUGACCGACAACCACUCCCGGAUCUUGAAUCCCACUGACAGAAUACUGUUUGAACGUCUGGUUACUUGCAAACUUCUGGAACAGGCGAUCUGGAUUCAACUAAAAGCUCGAGUGCCAUGGAUUCCGAACAAUACACUCGCAUCAGUUGGACCACUAGUGACAUGCCGAGAGUGUGAGUAUCCUAGAUCCGUCACUAUAAUGGGAGCCGAUGGAAAAUGCGGUCUUUGCCUCGGCGAAUACGUCGACGAGAAGGAGAAGGAAAUAUGCAUCAAUACAGGAGUCUCAAAGGACGUAACCGCCACUUCCAGAGUCACCUGGGUCGAAUGUACAUCAAUCUCCUGCCGAGCCCAAUACGUUAUCUAUAGCCCUUAUUUGGUGGCCUCUCUCGCGAAAUGCCAUUACUGUCGAAGCCAAGGGUCUCCUGCCCCAACCGUCCAGUGUAAAAAGUGCUCAAAUCAUAUGAUCUGGCCCGAAGAAUACAGGCCUUCCGCGUUCAAAGAGUCAGACUUCAUCUGCCCCCCUUGCACGUCAGGCCUUGUCCCAACAGCCAAGAUCGAAGUGACACCACAUGCACUAUCAGCCGAGAACACAUACUCCUGGCUAGUCCAAGAUGCAAAUGACCGGCAAGCAUGGCCCUUCCGGGACGACUCCAUCUUCCAAACCAUCAGUAGAAUGGGCAGUGAAGGAUUCCUUUCCAGAAUCAGUCUUUCCCCUUCAUCUAAGUCCCAGCUACGCUACAAUGGAAAACUGAUCCACAAUUCCAAGGCGCUAAUCUCAAUCCUCCAGGACCGAGUCGCAAUCAGCAAAGCAAGCAACGCAAAAUGUUCGAUGUGCUUCCAUAGAUAUAUGUGCUUAUACCCAGCCUGUGGACGGGAUGGCUGCCGCCAAAAAAUGUGUAGCGUCUGCUUGUUAGUGUGGUACAAGUACAACUCUGCAGGCUGUGUGAUCAACCCUGCGGUGCUGGGAUGUCCGUUCUGUCGUCGAUACCCCACUCUUCGCCUAGUAGUGAAGUAUGGAUUGGGUAUUCAUACAGUUAAAGAUUUUUCCAAAGCAGUCUGUGGCAAGGGAAAGUUCAUUUACGCAUGGUGCAGGAAAUGUAAUACUGCCAAGGUGGUGAUGGAGCGGAGUUGUAUGCUUGGCAAAUCUCUCGAAUUAACGGACUGGGUUUGUCAUGAGUGUCGCGAAGCCAUAAAGAGAAGGCAGCGCCAGAUGGUAGAUAAUGACUGA